Penicillium brasilianum is the source of this 1406-nucleotide messenger RNA. The record is from the annotation of a GenBank genome assembly. Lineage: Eukaryota; Fungi; Ascomycota; Eurotiomycetes; Eurotiales; Aspergillaceae.
CUUCACAGCUCGUGCUGGGGCAAAAGAUCACCGAGAGCUAAGCAAUGGGGAGUAAGCGAUCAAUCACGGCUCCCGGGGCAAGCCAUAUUGCCGGUCAGCCCUCAAAACGAGCCAAGAUUGACCACUUGCAAACGAGGGAUGUGGCUGCUGCAAAACUUCCGACCUUGAUAAGGGAACCCGACACCAAUUCCCGUCUAUCUUCUUUAAAAUGUCUAGUUCGAGAUGUCAUGGCCGAUCCUGAGGUCGCGACAGCUAAUCCCGAUGUCAUGGGGGCCCUUUCAAGGCUAGACGAAGCGCUCCAAUCUCUCCCAACGUUUCAACAUCCGCCCACGAGCGGCUCAGAGGCUUUUCGAAACCAGAAGACCAGUGGCCUCUCACCGUUCUCAGAGGAGAGCGAACCUCAAUUGCCUAGGCCACCUGCCAUUCUCGAUGAUCAAUUGCAGAAGGCAGUCUUUACGCACUCCGCAUGUAGCGGCGAUAGCAAUUCAAAUUAUGACCGACUGGAGAUACUGGGUGAUGCCUACAUCGAACUGAUCGCAACGAGGUUGGUUUGGCAGAGGUUCCCAGGCAUACCGGCGGGUCGGAUCUCUCAGAUUCGUGAACUUCUGGUCAAGAACGAUACGCUUGCAGGCUUUGCGGAGGCAUAUGGCUUUGAUCGUAAGGCUUUGGUUCCCGCGAACUACUCGGAUCAGUCCAAGCGAUGGAUCAAGACCAAGGGCGAUAUCUUCGAGGCCUACGUAGCUGCGGUCAUACUCUCUCGUCCUGAAGGUGGAGGAUAUGAGCUUGCAGAACAAUGGCUGACUAGCUUAUGGCUGCCUAAGCUUAGCGGUCUCGGCCACCAGAAAGCCAGCUUGCGCUCGAAGGAGGCUCUAGCCCAGCAAGUCAUGGCCAGGAACGUCAAGCUGGAGUAUCUUGAGGAGCGUCAAUCGAUCCAGAAAAAAGGUACUGGUACCCAAACGUUUUUCAUUGGGGUAUAUCUCACGGGUUGGGGAUGGACCAAGAGACACCUCGGAUCAGGACAGGGUUCAAGCAAGGCAGCAGCGGGUGAUGAAGCAGCACGGAGCGCCUUACUAAACACAUCCUUGAUCGCAGAAAUAACUGCUCGGAAAAGGAGAGAUCUCUCAUAAGAGGGGAAUUGGCCACAAUGGAGUGCCUAUUUUUCAAUGUCUUCACUCCGGCACAUCAAGACGAAGGGGAGGAUAACAGUCUUCACUUUAUAAUCAUGAGUCGGCCUUGUCACUAAGGAAAUCUUGUUAGGCGCUAGCGAUUCUACAGAUACCCUGGGUUUGAGAUCAAUGAACACAUGACAUAUGUCGAAAAAAGUCACCUACUGUUUCAACCAAAGUUGGCUCCGCUACUUAACCACGGUAGCUUUGUAUCAAAGAUAAUAUCUAACAAAAUGUCAC